Molecule: messenger RNA, 3665 nt
Organism: Lutra lutra (Eurasian river otter)
Lineage: Eukaryota; Metazoa; Chordata; Mammalia; Carnivora; Mustelidae
Gene: PIGR
Product: polymeric immunoglobulin receptor
Exons: 11
Coding region: 211-2490 (759 amino acids)
Source: RefSeq, a predicted model, not a curated record
UUAAGAGCCCAGGUGUGGGUCAAGCAUUGCACAGUUUCAGUUUUGGCAGCAGCAUCCAGUGUCCUGCUGGCAACUUUUGGAAAACCCCAGGCUGUGGACCAGCCAGCAGGCUGUACCCCCGAAUCUGAGUUGCUGGGAGAGAAGAAAGUGGCUUAAACUUCCCACAAAGAAGUCGGCCUGGGUGGCACAGCCCCUUGAGAACCACAAGCCAUGGGGCUCCUCUUCCUCGCCUGCCUGCUGGCUGUCUUCCCAGUGGUCUCCAUGAAGAGUCCCAUAUUCGGUCCCCAGGAAGUGAGCAGUGUGGAAGGGCGCUCAGUAUCUAUCACGUGCUACUACCCAGACUCCUCCGUCAACCGGCAUACCCGGAAGUACUGGUGCCGACAGGGGGCCCAGGGCCGCUGCACGACCCUCGUCUCUUCAGAAGGCUACAUCUCCAGGGACUAUGAGGGCAGAGCCAACCUUACCAACUUCCCAGAGAGCAACACAUUUGUGGUGAACAUUGACCAUCUCACUCAGGGCGACUCUGGGCGUUACAAGUGUGGUCUGGGCAUUAACAGCCGAGGUCUGUCCUUUGAUGUGAACCUGGAGGUCCUCCGGGGUCCUGGGCUUCAAAAUGAUGUUGAGGUCUACGUUGCUGACUUGGGUGGAACAGUGACCAUCAACUGCCAUUACAAGCUUGAGAAUUCUGGGAAGAAGUCUCUGUGCAAGAUGAUAGGCCGAGUCUGUCCUCCAGUGAUUGACUCCUAUAACAAUGUGAACUCCAACUAUACAGGCAGAGCAGAGAUCAAUAUUCCGGGUACCAGCCAAUUAAUGUUCAGUGUCAUUAUCCAGCGAGUCCGGCUCAGCGAUGCUGGGAUGUACAGAUGCGAGGUUGGGGUUGGCUCCAGUGCUGAGAAGAGUUAUGCUGACCUCCAGGUGCUGAAGCCUCAGUCUGAACUGCUUUAUGGAGAUCUGAGGGGCUCCGUGACCUUUGACUGUGCCCUGGGCCCCGAGGUGAAAGAUACAGCCAGAUUCCUGUGCCGAAAACGCAACGGGAAAGACUGUGAUGUGGUCAUCAACACCCUGGGGCAGAAGGCUCAGGCUUUUGAGGGCAGGAUCCUGCUUAUUCCCGAGGAGAACGGCUCUUUCAGUGUGAGUAUCACCAACCUGAGGAAAGAAGAUGCCGGGGACUACCUGUGUGGAACCCACUCUGACGGUCAGCCUCACGAAGGCUACCCCACCCAGCCCUGGCAACUCUUUGUCAAUGAAGAGACCAUAAUGCCCCAGAUUCCCUCUGUGGUGAAAGGUGUGGUUGGUGGCUCUGUGGCAGUGCUCUGCCCCUACAACCCCAAGGAAGCAGACAGCCUGAAGUACUGGUGUCGCUGGGAAGACACUCAAAAUGGCCGCUGUCAGCCACUGGUGGAGAGUGCGGGGCUGGUUAAGAAGCAGUACAAUGGCAGGCUCACUCUGCACGAAGAGCCAGGCAAUGGCACCUACACGGUCAUACUCAACCAGCUCACCCCCGAGGAUGCUGGCUUCUACUGGUGUUUGACCAAUGGUGAUAAUCGCUGGAGGUACAUGGUGGAGCUCAAGAUUGUCGAAGGAGAACCAGGCCUCAAGGUACCCAAGAAUGCCGUUGGCCGGUUGGGGGAGACCUUCAAGCUCUCCUGUCACUUCCCAUGCAAAUACUACUCCUUCGAGAAAUACUGGUGCAAGUGGAGUGACAGAGGCUGCAAAACUCUGCCCAGCCAAGAUGAAGGGCCCAGCCAGGCCUUCGUGAACUGUGACCAGAAGAGCCAGAUCAUUUCCAUGACCCUGAACCCAGUCUCCAAGGCAGAUGAAGGCUGGUACUGGUGCGGGGUGAAGGAUGGGCCCCGAUACGGAGAGACCAUGGCUGUCUAUUUGUCAGUCGAGGAGAGGGUAAAGGGGUCCCAAGACAUCAGCCAAGUGGAUUCAGCUCCUGGUGAAGAAGUGGUAGAGUCGAGUGUCAGGGAAGUUGAGAGCAAAGUCAUUCAGAAUCCCAGGCUUUUUGUGGAUGACAAAACAGUGAAGGAUGUCGGAGACCCUGCAGAUGGGAGCAAAGGGUCCGUAGAUGCCAGCAGCUCUGCAGGACAAAGUGGGAGCUCCACAGUACUUGUCUCCACCCUGGUGCCCCUGGGCCUGGUGCUGGCAGUGGGGGCCGUGGUUGUGGCAGUGCUCAGGGCACGGCAUAGGAAGAACGUUGACCGGGUUUCAAUUAGAAGCUAUAGGACAGACAUCAGCAUGUCGGACUUUGAGAACUCCAAGGAUUUUGGUGCCAAUGACAACAUGGGGGCCUCGCCAGUCACUCAGGAGACAACGCUCGGAGGAAAAGAUGAGUGCGGCAUUGCCACCGAGAACACCGCAGAGACCGAAGAACCCAAGAAGGCAAAACGGUCCUCCAAGGAGGAAGCUGACAUGGCCUACACCGCCUUCUUGAUCCAGACCAACAACAUGGCUGCCAAAGUCCAGGAGGGCCCUGAGAAAGUCUAGGUGCCAGUGGCUCUCUCCGCUCCCACCACUCAUGACAAUCGCCUUCAAAAUCAUGUUGAUCCUCAGGGGACCUCGGCUCCAGGGCACUUCGAUGCGUGCACUCACAUCCUACUUUCCCUUCCUCAGAGGGUUUGCUGGUCCCUCCUCAGUGGUAUCCCAGCCUGGCCUAACUAUUCCUGGUGGGGUGGAGGGACAAAGAGGGGUCCCCUCUGCAGCUUAUUUUAAUGAAGGAACCCAAGAUGGUGAAGGAGAAUUAAGAUCUCAGAGGCACCUGUCAGAAAGAAGAGAGAUCCCGUGGGUGGGAGGAUCGUUUCAAAAAGGCAGCUUUUCCGCAUCCUUCUCCUGGUAUCCUCCAUGGAAUUCUCCUCUCCCCUUAACCCUUCCUUCUCUUCAUCUCCCCUCCCUUCCAACUUCUCUUCUUUCCUUCAUUGAAAAUACAUAUUUGGAUACUCACUAGAAUCCAGGCUCUUCUAGACGCUGGGACAGAGAGGCCGCAGACCCAGCCAGUAGCCUUUUUGUAAGCCUCCCUAAAUUCUUGGAAGCUGCAGCUCCUUUCAGUGUAGUGACCCUCACCGAGACCUGAAAUCCUCACCAGGGACACUCAUCUCCACCCACAGUAGGAGAAAUCAUAAACUGCCCGGAGUCCUGGGGCCUGAGCAAUCAGGUUACAUGGGCAUACAUACAAGGAAUUGUAAACACACAUGCUAACCAUUUCACAGGAGAGAACUGAGAUCCCGAGAGGUGACAAGGUUUGCUCAAGGGGACCACGUAGCAUAAACUAGUAUCAAAACCAGGGGAGGCAUCUCCUGUCCUCCUGACCAGGCAUCUCUCUACAAGAGCCCCUGCACUCCUGAUGGAGGCAGAGUUCUAGAAUAUAGAGGAGGUAGAGGAGGAGAAAAACGUAAUGGAGACUGGUCUUUCAUAAACCCCACCUCAGGGAAGAGGACUCUUUCCCUUUCUGUCACUCAGAUGGACCACUCUGUGAAGAGUUCCCAACCAAAGGAAAGUUAAGAAGAUGUCUGAUGAUGCCAGGGAGGGGCUGAUCUUCCAAGAGCUAAGGUUUAAGGUCUUUUUCCCUCUGAGGUCUGUACUUCAACCAGCACCUACCAGCUGACACUCGCUUACAAAUCAAAAAUGCAACUUCAUUAAUAAUUAAAGACCAUGAUUGCCACCAA